Messenger RNA from Zea mays, 1008 nucleotides. RefSeq lists its product as uncharacterized. The transcript is spliced from 7 exons. Gene Ontology annotation, molecular function: DNA binding. The coding region runs from base 313 to 735 and encodes 140 amino acids. Lineage: Eukaryota; Viridiplantae; Streptophyta; Magnoliopsida; Poales; Poaceae. The record is from RefSeq and is a predicted model, not a curated record.
GCUGCUUUGGCUUACCAAGGUUAGUCCUCUUAUUCUCGUAUAGAUACCUGGGUUCUAUAGGCAACACUGGUGCUGGAGCCGGGUACCUUGUGUUGGUCACUGGGUUACCAAACUAGCCUGGCCUUUGUAUCAAUUAGUUGGUGAAUUCGAGCAAAUCAAGUGCAUAUAUUGCUCCAAUAAUAUGUGAAGAUGAUGGAGGUUGUGUGAUAAAAGAAGAUCAUACGGUUAUUGCACAAAAGAGGUGUCUCAUAUCGGUGAUUCAGCAGCUAGCUCUCGAUUUUGGGGCAAUCAAGAGGUGAAAUUGCGAAGAACAUGAGUACCACAACUGCCAAGGGAAAAGGAGAACCUCAAAAUGCAAAUGAUGCACCACUCGAUGUUCAGCCCUUAACAAUAGCGUAUCCGGGGGAACCAGUGGUCUGCACACCAAGACCCAUCGUGUCGCAUCCUGCAUAUAAUGGUGGAUGGAAGGUUCUCCGCCACAUCAGGCCAAAUGGAAGAUCUGAUUUCACAUUCAUUCAUCAAACCCAUGGCAAAUUCCGCUCCAAAAAACAAGUUCUUAAUCAUCUGAAUUGUCUGUUGAGGGGAAAGGGGAAGGAUUCAGCAGAUGAGGCUAAGCAGGGUUGUGGCGCUAAUCAGCAAGCUCAAGGAAUGGGUGGUGCUCCAUCAAGUGCUAGUCUUCUAUUGGCUGAAGGAAAACCUCCUACAGUGACGAUGAUGAAUCAACCAGCUGAAUAAAGUUGCGCUACAUCUGCUAGUAAUUCAGUCAGCGGAAUGAGCAAUGAAUCAUGCUGAAGGAAGUUGUGCUAGCUGUAUCUUCUAGCUAUUCAAUCAGUGGAAUUGGUGGUACCUAGACUAUUAAAAAACAAUGUUAACUCAUUUAAUUUUAAGGACCCAACAGUAAGAUUUGUUAUGUUGAUGUGUGUACUAGCAUAUAUAUUCCCAGUAUUGUUGCUGCUUCUCACAAUGUUGUUGACGCUCUAAAUGCUAGUAAUAUUGCACCACAAUUAA